Messenger RNA from Colletotrichum destructivum, 21138 nucleotides. RefSeq lists its product as uncharacterized. The transcript is spliced from 2 exons. Gene Ontology annotation, molecular function: cell adhesion molecule binding. Lineage: Eukaryota; Fungi; Ascomycota; Sordariomycetes; Glomerellales; Glomerellaceae. Gene Ontology annotation, biological process: cell-cell adhesion. The coding region runs from base 190 to 20877 and encodes 6895 amino acids. Gene Ontology annotation, cellular component: fungal-type cell wall. The record is from RefSeq and is a predicted model, not a curated record.
CUUCAACUGUGGUUUUGGUGCCUAGCACGACACCUCCCGCUCUCCCCGACGUUUUGACAAGCACUUACAGCGGCUCCGUCACAUUGACUACCGUCUUGCCCCUCGGCCCAUCCGGAGACCCUUCGACUGUGGUCUUGGUCCCGAGUUCAACCGGACCUGCAGCCCCCAACCUGUUCACGUCUACAUACGAUGGCUCCAUCACUCAAACGACCACCAUCAUCGGACCCUCGGGCGAUGUUGCUACAGUCAUCCUGGUUCCCAGCUCAACGGCUGCGCCUGACGACUACCCUUGCCGGCGGAAGCACUCUGGUUCUUGUUCCGAGUUCCACGGGCGCGCCAGUUCCUGGUCCCUUCACCAGUACGUAUGACGGAUCAGUCGUCCAGACAACUACGCUUCCCGGUGGAAACACUCUGGUGCUGGUCCCGAGCUCGACGGGCGUACCGGUCCCCGGUCCUUUCACUAGCACAUAUGAUGGAUCAGUCACUCAGACGACUACCAUCGCAGGUGGAAGCACUUUGAUUCUUGUCCCGAGCUCCACUGGCGGCGCUCCAGUCCCUGGUCCUUUCACCAGCACCUAUGAUGGAUCGGUUACUCAGACAACCACUCUUGCGGGUGGAAACACUCUGAUCCUUGUCCCGAGUGCCUCGACGACUCCCUCGGCGGCUCUUCCGAAUGUGCUGACCAGCACUUACGAUGGUUCUGUUACUCAGACAACCACUCUUCCCGGUGGAAGCACGCUGGUCCUCGUUCCAAGCUCAACAGGUGUACCGGCUCCGGGCCUGUUCACCAGCACAUAUGGUGGUUCUGUCACUCAAACCACCACGCUUCCUGGCGGAGACACUCUGGUUCUUGUUCCAAGCCCAACAAGCGCGGCUCUCCCCAACAUCCUGACAAGCACCUACGGCGGUUCUGUCACUCUGACUUCGACGCUACCCGCCGGCCCAUCGGGCGAGCCUGGUGCAACUAUUAUCUUGGUGCCCAGUUCCACGGGCGGCGGCUUGCCUGGCCCAAUCACGAGCACGUAUGGUGGUUCAGUUACUUUGACAACUACACUUCCUGCCGGAUCAUCGGGAGAGCCUGGAGCAACUGUCAUCCUGGUGCCCUCGUCGACGACCGCACUGCCCAACAUCUUCACCAGCACAUAUGGUGGCUCGGUCACAUUGACAACGACUUUGCCUGCUGGUCCUUCUGGAGAACCAGGAGCAACAGUCAUUUUGGUCCCUUCAUCAACAACGGCGUUGCCUAAUGUGUUUACCAGCACAUACGGUGGCUCUGUUACCUUGACAACCACUCUUCCUGCUGGUCCUUCUGGUGAACCGGGGGCGACAGUCAUCUUGGUUCCUUCAUCAACCACGGCGUUGCCCAAUGUGUUUACCAGCACGUAUGGUGGCUCGGUCACAUUGACCACGACUCUGCCUCCGGGCUCCUCCGGCGAACCGGGAGCGACGGUCAUCCUGGUUCCGUCGUCACCGGCAGCCUCGACAACAGCAUUGCCCAACAUCUUCACCAGCACAUACGGCGGCUCUGUCACCUUGACAACCACCCUCCCUGCUGGAUCGUCUGGCGAGCCUGGUGCAACCGUGAUCUUGGUUCCAUCCGCAGCAACGACAGCCCUGCCCAAUGUUUUCACCAGCACGUACGGCGGAUCAAUCACGCAAACCACGACUCUGCCGCCAGGCCCAUCUGGAGAGCCUGGCAUCACAGUCAUCUUGGUUCCGUCCUCGACGACCGCCUCGACAACAGCGUUGCCGAAUGUGUUCACCAGCACAUACGGCGGCUCAGUCACGCAAACCACGACUCUGCCGCCAGGCCCGUCGGGCGAGCCUGGUCCGAUUGUCAUUUUGGUUCCGUCCUCGACGACCGCCCCGACAACUGUGUUGCCCAAUGUCUUCACCAGCACGUACGGCGGCUCAGUCACGCAAACGACAACCCUUCCGCCAGGUCCGUCGGGCGAACCGGGUCCGAUUGUCAUUUUGGUGCCGAGCUCCACGCAGCCGCUGCCCAAUGUCUUCACCAGCACUUAUGGCGGAUCAGUCACUCUCACGAGCACGUUCCCAGCCGGCCCAUCCGGCGAGCCUGGUUCUGUUGUUGUUCUUGUGCCCAGCACGACGCCCGCGCUUCCCAACGUUCUCACAAGCACAUACGGCGGUUCGGUGACGCUGACCUCGGUCUUCCCGACUGGACCCAGCGGCGAGCCUGGCUCCACGGUCGUCUUCGUUCCUAGCAGUACCGCUGCGCUGCCCAUUGUCUUCACGAGCACCUAUGAUGGCUCUGUCACUCUUACGUCCACCUUCCCGGCCGGACCUAGCGGACAGCCCGGGUCGACGGUCGUCUUUGUGCCUAGCAUCCCUGGUGCUAGCAGCACUCCGGCUUUGCCGAACGUGCUGACCAGCACUUACGAUGGAUCUGUCACUUUGACCUCUGUAUUCCCUACUGGACCCAGCGGCGAACCUGGAUCGACGGUUGUCUUUGUUCCCAGCGUCAUCGGUGCUUCAACGACGACACCUAGCAACCCGAACAUCUUGACCAGCACGUACGAUGGAUCUGUCACUUUGACCUCUGUAUUCCCUACUGGACCCAGCGGCGAACCUGGCUCAACAGUGGUAUUUGUCCCCAGCCUCACAAGCGGAAUCAGCAGUCCUUCAGUUGCACCCAACGUGUUGACCAGCACUUACGACGGGUCUGUGACGUUGACUUCGACGUUGCCCGGGGGAUCAACCAUUGUCCUGGUACCAAGCGGCUCGACGACUCCAUCCGCUGCUCUGCCGAACGUUCUUACCAGCACCUAUGAUGGCUCCAUCACGUCAACAUCUACGUUGCCUGGAGGAUCAACAGUCAUCCUGGUUCCGAGUGCCACUGCCACUCCAUCGACGGCUCUUCCGAACGUCUUGACCAGCACGUACGGUGGCUCUGUCACAUUGACAUCGACGUUGUCCGAUGGUUCGACCGUCAUCCUGGUGCCAAGCGCUUCAACUACUCCUUCAGCAGCUCUCCCCAACGUGCUGACCAGUACUUACGACGGGUCGGUCACGUUGACUUCAACAUUGCCCGGCGGGUCAACGGUCAUUCUGGUCCCGAGUGCUUCAGCAACUCUCCCCGGCAUCUUGACCAGCACCUACGAUGGAUCUGUCACCUUGACCUCGACAUUGCCUGGUGGCUCGACCGUCAUCUUGGUCCCGAGUGCCUCGACCAGUCCUUCAGUUGCACCCAACGUGCUGACCAGCACUUACGAUGGAUCCAUCACCUUGACCUCGACAUUGCCUGGUGGCUCGACCGUCAUCCUGGUCCCGAGUGCCUCCACCACUCCUACGGCUCUUCCCAACGUGCUAACAAGUACCUACGACGGGUCCAUCACGUUGACCUCAACAUUGCCUGGUGGAUCAACAGUUGUUUUGGUGCCAAGCGCUUCAACUACUCCAUCAGUUGCGCCUAACGUGCUGACCAGCACCUACGAUGGAUCUGUCACCUUGACCUCGACCUUGGCCGGUGGUUCAACAGUUAUUUUGGUCCCGAGUGCCUCAACCACUCCUUCGGCCGCUCUCCCCAACGUGCUAACCAGCACCUACGGCGGCUCAGUGACCCAGACCACGACCAUUGCCGUCGGCCCGUCAGGAGAAUCCAGCGUGAUCGUUCUCGUUCCCAGCUCCCCGAUCGACACGUCCUCCCGCAGUAUCUCGUUCGUCACCAUCACCAGCACCUACACCGGCUUGGUUCCCUCGGCGACGACGGUCCUGCCCACGGGCACCGAUGAUGCGGGCACCGUCAUUAUUCUUGAGCCGACGUCUACUAUCAGCGCCUCUCCCGGCCUGUUCAUCACCGUCACCAGUGGGUACACCGGAUCGACGACUUCGACGUCCACGGUGCUGCCUACGGGCACAGAGACGGUCGGCGCCGUCAUCAUUCUCGUGCCCACGAGCGCUGUCUCAGCCAGCUUCACGACUAUUACGAGCGGAUACACCGGCGUGGUCGAGUCGACGUCCACCAUCUUCCCAACCGGAACCGAUACUGUCGGCACCGUCGUCAUCCUGGAGCCCACGGCUACCGCGGCGCCCAGCGUCACAAUCUCUUACACGACUGUCAUCAGCACCUACGCCGGGUCUCUUCUGUCGACCUCGACACAGGCCCCCGCCGGCACAGAUUCCGUUGGGACCGUCAUACUGCUUGUACCGAGCUCCAGCGUGUCCAUCCCUGGCAUCUCGUCGUACACCACCGUUACGAGCACUUACGCCGGCUCGCAGCUUCUCGUCUCUACCGCUGCACCAUCGGGCACUGAUACUGUCGGCACGGUCAUCAUCUUUGAGCCUGCUGUCACGACAGCUUCUUCCGGGGUCUUGUCUACUGAGACUUCUAUCUCGGCUACUUCUACAAGCAUCACCGCAUUGCCCGCCAGCCUCUCAACAAUUACAAGUGGAUACAGCGGUUCCGUCACGCAGACCACGACUAUCCCCCCUGACCCGCAAGAUACAAACGGCGUCAGCACCGUCAUCGUGCAAGUUCCGACCUCUGGAACCUCGUCAUCGGCCUUACCGGCUACCUCUGGGAUCCCGACCUCUCUUCCCACGUCGUCGGCCACUUCCGGGGGCCCCACGACCAGCUAUACGACCAUCACGAGAGGAUACAGUGGCUCCGUCACCAGAACAACGACUCUUCCUCCUGACCCGGAUGACACAAACAGCGUCUUCGCCGUCAUUGUCGAGGUCCCGGAGUCCCAGACGACGACCGAGAGCGACGGCCCCACAUCGACCGAUAUCCCUCCGAUCGGCCCCACUUCUACCGACCCCACCGGAGCGGCGAGCCGGUCUUACACCACCAUCUUCAGCACCGGCACCGGAUCCGUGGCUGGCACGACCACGAUCGAGCCAUCCAGCGGCGAUCCUGCCAAUGUUGGAACUGUUAUCGUCAACCUCCCCAACGUCCUGGCCACGCCGAGCCCGACAGGCAGCGCCAGCGUCGUCUACACCACCAUCGUCAGCUUCUACUCGGGUUCCAUCCCGGUCACGAGCACGUUCGGCCCGGCGGCCGGAGAUGGAACUGGAACGGUGGUUAUUCAGGUUCCUCUCACCACUUCUGGUAUUUCGGUUUCUCCUGGAGGCUUCUUCACAACAGUCUUCAGCACUUACGAUGGCUCCGUGACUCUCACGACGACCAUCCCCCCCGCGGGACCCUCGGAAACCGGAACGGUUAUCGUCCAAGUUCCCAGCAACGUCCUGGCCUCUCCAAGCAUCUCAUACACGACGAUCACGAGCCCCUUCACCGGCUCGGUGCCCCAGACCACAACCAUCGCACCUGGGGUUCCCGGAGGCCUGGGUACCGUCAUCAUCCAAGUCCCGACGAGCUCGGCCAGCGCGGGUGCUGUAUCGUACGUGACCAUCACCAGCGGCGGCUUCACCGGCCUGGUGCCCGCGACGACGACAAUCCCGCCGGCCAACCCCGGAGACUCCGGCACCGUCAUCGUGCAGGUGCCGGAUCCGACGCUGGCCAGCGGCAUCCUUUACACGACCGUCACGAGCGGCUACGACGGCUCCGUCACCCUCACCUCGAGCCUCCCUCUGGCCACCGUCGGCGGAUCUCCCGUGCAGACGGUCGUCGUCCAGGUGCCCACGGCCUCGGUCGCGAGCGGAAUCCUCUUCACGACCGUCACAAGCGGCUACGCCGGAUCCGUCACGCAGACCACCAGCCUGCCCCUCGGCACUGUCGGUGGUUCUCCGGUCCAGACGGUCGUCGUGCAGGUCCCGACCGCCACGAGUGCUUUGGGCGCGCAGUACACGACCCUGACCAGCGGCUACGGCGGCUCCAUCAUCGCGACCGAGACGGGCACCCUCACCGGCGCCGACGGUCUCGUGACCGUCAUCGUGCUAUCGCCGACGGCCAUCACGCUUCCAACCGCCACGGUAAGCCCUGGACUGUUCAUCACCGUCACCUCCGGGUACGGUGGAUCCGUCACGGCCACCUCGACCGGAUCGGUCACUGGGGCCGACGGGCUCGUUACUGUGGUUAUCCAGACCCCGACGGCAACACUUCUGCCCGGGCUUUCUUACACGACGGUCACGAGUGGCUACGGCGGCUCAGUUGUUCAGACCAUUGUCGGGUCUUCUACCGGCGCGGAUGGCCUGGCAACGGUUGUUAUCCAGACACCGACUGCAACGGUUCUGCCUGGGCUGUCUUACACGACCGUUACCAGCGGAUAUGGCGGCUCGGCUGUCCAGACUGUUAUUGGAACGGCCACUGGAGCCGACGGCCUGGCCACCGUUGUGAUCCAGACUCCCACGGUAACUGUCCUGCCUGGGCUGUCUUACACCACCGUUACCAGUGGUUACGGAGGCUCAGUCGUCCAGACUGUUAUUGGUACGGCUACAGGAGCGGAUGGUCUGGCCACUGUUGUGAUCCAGACUCCCACGGUAACAGUCUUGCCUGGUGUUUCGUACACGACUGUUACCAGUGGCUAUGGAGGCUCAAUCGUCCAGACUGUCGUUGGAACCGCCACUGGCGCAGACGGCUUGGCCACGGUUGUUAUUCAGACUCCGACUGCGACCGUCCUACCUGGCGUUUCCUACACGACUGUUACCAGUGGUUACGGGGGUUCAAUUGUCCAGACUAUCAUCGGAACAGCUACAGGAGCAGAUGGUCUGGCCACGGUUGUUAUUCAGAUCCCAACUGCGACGGUUCUUCCUGGUCUCGCGUACACCACUGUCACUACUGGAUAUGCAGGCUCAGUUGUCCAGACUCUUGUUGGCACAUCAACCGGCGCCGAUGGUUUGGCUACUGUUGUCAUCCAGACGCCCACCGUCGGCAUCACAUCGCCCUCGUCAACAAUCCCAGGUCUGUCAUACACUACAGUCACCAGCGGUUAUGGCGGCUCUGUUCUUCAGACGCUUAUUGGAACGGCCACUGGGGCCGACGGUCUGGCCACUGUUGUUAUUCAAACCCCAACUGCAACAGUUCUGCCUGGUCUUGCGUACACCACUGUCACUACUGGAUACGCAGGCUCGGUUGUCCAGACCCUCAUCGGCACCGCCACAGGCGCCGAUGGCUUGGCAACCGUUGUCAUCCAGACGCCCACUGCCGGCAUUACAUCGCCUUCGUCGACCAUCCCCGGCCUGUCUUACACGACGGUUACCAGUGGCUACGGUGGUUCUGUGCUUCAGACGCUUAUUGGAACGGCCACAGGUGCCGAUGGUUUGGCCACCGUUGUCAUCCAAACGCCUACCGCCGGCAUCACAUCGCCUUCGUCAACCAUCCCCGGCUUGUCUUACACCACGGUCACCAGUGGGUACGGCGGCUCUGUGCUUCAGACCCUCAUCGGCACCGUCACGGGGGCCGACGGCCUGGCUACCGUUGUUAUCCAGACGCCGACCUUGGCUCCAGGUCUCUCGUACACAACCGUUACCAGCGGUUAUGGAGGCUCUUUGCUCCAGACUCUCAUCGGUACCGCCACGGGACCUGACGGCCUUGCCACUGUUGUCAUCCAAACGCCCACUGCUGGUAUCACUUCGCCUUCUUCAACGGUGCCAGGACUCUCAUACACCACCGUGACCAGCGGGUAUGGCGGCUCCGUCCUCCAAACUCUCAUCGGUACGGCCACUGGCGCAGAUGGUUUGGCAACGGUUGUUAUCCAGACUCCGACGACCGUUCCAGGACUGUCUUAUACGACCGUGACCAGCGGCUACGGCGGCUCCGUCCUCCAGACUCUUAUUGGCACGGCCACCGGCGCCGAUGGCCUCGCGACUGUUAUUAUUCAGACUCCGACGACCGUUCCAGGACUGUCCUACACGACGGUCACGAGCGGCUACGGUGGCUCCGUCCUCCAGACCCUUAUCGGCACGGCCACCGGCGCCGACGGCUUGGCAACGGUUGUUAUCCAGACGCCGACGACGGUCCCGGGGCUUUCUUACACAACCGUCACCAGUGGGUACGACGGUUCUGUGCUCCAGACCCUCGUCGGGACGGCCACUGGUGCAGAUGGCUUGGCCACGGUGGUUAUCCAGACUCCCACUCUUGCGGCGUCUCCCUCAACCACACUUGCUGGUCUCUCAUACACAACAGUCACAACCGGUUACGGAGGCUCUGUUCUCCAGACUCUCAUUGGAACUGCCACCGGCGCCGAUGGACUCGCCACAGUGGUUAUCCAAACGCCGACUAUCGCCCCUGGCCUCUCUUACACAACAGUCACAAGCGGUUAUGACGGUUCUGUUUUGCAGACGCUCAUUGGAACGGCCACUGGGCCUGACGGUCUUGCUACUGUAGUUAUCCAAACCCCGACUGCGUUGCCUUCAACCACACUUCCUGGUCUUUCAUACACCACAGUCACAAGCGGUUAUGGCGGUUCUGUUCUUCAAACGCUUAUCGGAACGGCUACUGGACCUGAUGGUCUUGCUACUGUGGUUAUCCAAACCCCGACUGCGUUGUUGCCUUCAACCACACUUCCUGGCCUCUCUUACACAACCGUCACCAGCGGAUAUGGCGGAUCGGCCCUCCAGACGCUCAUCGGCACCGCCACCGGAGCCGACGGCCUUGCGACGGUCAUCGUACAAGUCCCAACAGGCUCGACUGCCGUCGCUCCCUCGCCGUCGACCACGGUCCCCGGUCUUUCAUACACCACAGUUACGAGUGGCUACGACGGAACGUUCCUCCAGACUCUCAUCGGCACCGCCACCGGCGCCGACGGGCUGGCCACGGUCAUUGUCCAGGUUCCCACUUCGACGGCUUCUCCCACGACCUCCAUCAGCCAGGUCUUCGUCUCGUACAUCACCGUCACCACUGGCUACGCCGGCUCCGUCACGCUGUCCCAGACCGUCGAGCCGGCCGCCUCCGGUCUCCCCGGCACCGUCUUCAUCCAGAUCCCGACCAACGUUGCUUCGACCACGCCGUCGGCGAGCGUGUCCGAUGCCGUCUCCUACACGACCAUCACGACCUUCAUCACGGCGUCCGCCACGCAGAUCACCACGCUUCCCGUGUCUCGGCCUGGCGAUGUUGUCACGGUGCUCGUUGGCGCCCCCCGAAUCCUCAGGUUCGCCACGACGACGAUCCCGGGUCUCUCGGCCUUGGCGACGUCGACUCUACCCAUUGGCCCCGACGGCAUUCAGACGAUCCUGGUACAGGUGCCCGAGUCCCUCUCGGCGUCGUCAACAGGCGCCGGCGGCCUGACGACCGUCUUCAACACGUACGCCGGCUCCGUGACCCUCGUCUCGACCGGUACUCCAGCCCAACCCGGCGACCAGACCACCGUCUUUGUCCAGCUGCCCGGAGCCACCGUCUCCGAGAUCACGACGACACGCUUCGGUGCGUCCUCGGCCGGCACCACAACGAUCCCGCCGGCGAUCUCCGGCCUGCCGGCCACCGUCGUUGUCGAUGUCCCUGUUGUCUUCUCGACCGUCACGAGCGGAUACUCAGGUCUCGUGCCGGCGACGACGACGAUCCUGCCGACGGACUCCACGGGCGUCGGUCUCGUCAUCAUCCAGACCCCCACCACCUCGGGCAGCCUGCCGUCGGUCACCCCGUCCACCGUCUUCACGACCGCUCCGGGCACCGGCCUUGUGCCUCAGACGACCACCGUCACCGGCGCAGAUGGCGUUGUCUCUGUCAUUGUCCAGACUCCCACGUCCGGCAUCCCCGGAAGCACCGUGUUCACCACGAGGCCUGGAACCGGUCUCUUGCCGACCUCGACUACGGUCACUGGCGCGGAUGGAGUUGUCUCCGUCAUUGUCGAGACUCCUACUUCCGGCCCCUCGGGCACCACUGUUUUCACCACAGCCCCUGGAACCGGCCUCGUGCCGCAGACGACUACGGUCACUGGCCCUGAUGGCGUUGUGUCUGUCAUUCUGCAGACUCCUACGACAUCUGGCCAAGCACUCUCUACCGUCUUCACCACGGCUCCUGGAACUGGUCUUGUGCCGCAGACGACUACGGUCACUGGCCCUGAUGGCGUUGUGUCUGUCAUUCUGCAGACUCCUACGACAUCUGGCCAAGCACUCUCUACCGUCUUCACCACGGCUCCUGGAACUGGUCUUGUGCCGCAGACGGCUACUGUUACUGGCCCUGACGGAGUUGUUUCUGUUAUUUUGCAGACCCCUACUACGUCUAGCCAAGCUGUCUCUACAGUCUUCACUACAGCUCCUGGUACUGGCCUUGUGCCUCAGACAACAACAGUCACUGGUCCAGAUGGCGUUGUGUCUGUCAUCCUUCAGACUCCCACCACGUCUGGUCAAGCACUAUCCACAGUUUUCACCACAGCGCCUGGAACCGGACUUGUACCUCAGACAACUACGGUCACUGGCCCCGAUGGAGUUGUUUCUGUUAUUCUUCAGACUCCCACAACAUCUGGCCAAGCACCCUCUACGGUCUUUACCACGGCUCCCGGUACUGGUCUCGUGCCCCAGACGACAACAGUCACCGGUCCUGAUGGCGUUGUCUCUGUCAUCCUUCAGACUCCCACAACUUCUGGACAGGCUCUUUCGACAGUCUUCACAACAGCCCCUGGCACUGGAUCUGUCGUGGCCACGACCACGGUCACCGGCCCUGACGGUGUUGUCUCGGUUAUCCUGCAGACUCCUACGACCUCCGGACAGGCUCUUUCAACCGUCUUCGUCACUACUGCGGGUACAGGGCCGUUGCCUCAGACCACAACAGUCACCGGCGCCGACGGAGUGGUCUCGGUCAUUCUUCAGACCCCGACAUCCAGCGCCGGAGGCCCUACAACGGUCUUCACGACGGCCGCCGGCACCGGCUCCGGCGUGGCCACGACGACUGUCACCGGCCCCGACGGAGUCGUCUCCGUCAUUGUCCAGACCCCGACGCAGACUCCAGUCAACCCGACCACCGUCUUCACAACUUCCCGUGGCACCGCCGCUCUGCCGGCAACUACAACCGUUACCGGACCAGACGGAGUGGUCUCCGUUAUCUUCCUCGAGCCGGCAACUUCCAGCCCCGGAGCCCCGACAACAGUCUUCACGACGGCCGCCGGCACCGGCUCCGGAGUGGCCACAACGACCGUUACCGGGCCCGAUGGAGUCGUGUCCGUCAUUGUCCAGACGCCAACACAGACGCCAGUCAACCCGACCACCGUCUUCACAACUUCUCGUGGCACUGCCGCCCUGCCGGCAACCACAACCGUCACCGGCUCAGACGGAGUGGUCUCCAUUAUCUUCCUCGAGCCGGCAACUUCCAGCCCCGGAGCCCCGACAACGGUCUUUACAACUUCUCGUGGCACCGCCGCUUUGCCAGCAACUACAACCGUCACCGGCCCAGACGGCGUCGUCUCUGUCAUCUUCCUCGAGCCCACGACUUCCGGCCAGAGCCCCAUCACGCCGACCACAGUCUUCACCACCGUCCCCGGCACCGGAUCUCUCCCGGCAACGGCCGUCACCACGGGUCCCGAUGGCGUGGUAUCCGUCAUCGUGUCCGAGCCCACGCCGAGCCUCGGCGGCGUCUCCUUCACAACCAUCACGACGGGCGGCCCGGUUGCCGCAACAAGCACCGUUCUGCCAGCAGUCAUCGGCGGGGUCGGCACCGUCAUUAUCCAGACGCCCACUCUCCCGGCAAGCCCCGGAGCCUUUAUCACAGUCACCUCUGGGGGCCCGGUUGCGUCGACAUUCACUCUGCCGGCGGCCGAUUCUACCGGCACCCCUACCGUCGUCAUCCAGACCCCGACCGCCAGCCCCAGCGGGGCCGCCGAUCCUUUCACAACCAUCACCAUCACCGGCUCCGUCGCAACGACUUUCUCGGUCCCCGCUGUCGGCUCGGGCAUUGGGACCGUCAUCGUACAAGUCACCGGCACCUCUACACCGACGUCGUCCCCGGCGAGCGUGUCGUUCACAACCAUCUUCUCGGGCGUGUCUGGCCCCUUUGUCGGGCCUCAGACCACCACGUUGCCUGCCGGCCCCGACGGAGUGGUCACCGUGGUCGUCCAGAGCGCGAUCCCGUCGUCGUUGUCGUCGUCGUCCAGCAUCUCAUACACGACGGUGUUCACGGGUGUCCCGGGAGCCUUCAUCGGACUGCAGACCAGCACUCUACCGGCCGGGCCCGACGGCGUCGCCACGGUGCUCGUCCAGAGUGCCCUUCCCACUGCCAGCCCGACGUCCUACACGACUGUUUUCACCGGUAUCCCUGGCACGUUGGCUGGACCUCAGACAAGCACGCUUCCUGCCGGCGCCGACGGAGUUGCCACUGUUAUCAUCCAGACGGCUCUGCCUACCGUAAUACCCACCGCCAGCGUCAGCACCGUGUACAUCACUAUCGUCACCGGCAUCUUCGGUUCCUUCACCGGGACUCAGACGACCACUCUGCCCGUCCUGUCCAUCCCCAGCAUCGGCAUCGGUUUCGGCGUCACGGCCACCGUCCUUCUCCAGACAGCCAUCCCCUCGGCGAGCAUCACCUCAUACACUACGAUUUCGACCGGUGUCGUGGGAUCCUUUACCGGAACCCGCACCACGACGCUUCCGGGUGUUGGCCCCGACGGUUUGGUCACCGUCGUUCUCGAGACGACCGUCCCGGCGGCCCUUUCUUACACGACUCUAGUUACUGGCGUGCCCGGAGCGUUCACGGGCACUCAGACGACGACUCUGACUGGCAUCGGUGCCAAUGGCCUCGGUACUGUUCUUCUUCAGACCGCCAUCCCGCUGGCCACAUCUUACACGACCGUCUUCAGCGGUAUCGUCGGCGGCGCUUUUACCGGGACACAGACGACGACUCUGCCCGGCACCGGCGCCGACGGCUUGGCCACGGUCGUUCUCCAGACGGCACUCCCGCUGGCCACCUCCUAUACAACUGUCUUCAGUGGUAUCGUCGGCGGCGCCUUUACCGGAACCCAGACAACAACUCUGCCCGGAACUGGUGCCGACGGCCUCGGAACCGUCGUUCUGCAGACGGCUCUUCCGCUGGCCACCUCCUACACGACCGUCUUCAGCGGUAUUAUCGGCGGUGCUUUUACCGGGACACAGACAACAACUCUGCCCGGCACCGGUCCAAACGGACUUGGAACUGUCGUCCUGCAAACAGCACUCCCGCUGGCUACAUCGUACACGACUAUCUUCAGCGGUAUCGUCGGCGGCGCCUUUACCGGGACACAGACGACGACUCUGCCCGGCACCGGCGCCGACGGCUUGGCCACGGUCGUUCUCCAGACGGCACUCCCGCUGGCCACCUCCUAUACAACUGUCUUCAGUGGUAUCGUCGGCGGCGCCUUUACCGGAACGCAGACGACGACUCUGCCCGGCACCGGUCCAAACGGACUCGGAACUGUUGUCUUACAGACACCACUUCCACUUGCCACCUCUUAUACCACCGUCUUCAGCGGUAUCAUCGGCGGCGCCUUUACCGGAACACAAACAACAACUCUGCCCGGCACCGGUCCAAACGGUCUUGGGACCGUCGUCCUGCAAACAGCACUUCCGCUGGCCACAUCGUACACAACCAUCUUCAGCGGCAUCAUCGGGGAUUUCACCGGAACCCAGACGACAACUCUGCCGGGCACCGGCGCCGACGGCCUCGGAACCGUCGUUCUGCAGACGCCCAUCCCCACGACGAGCCUCAGUUACACGACCCUGGUCACGGGCAUCGCCGGGGACUUCACCGGCACCCAGACAUCCACGCUUCCCGUCGUCGGCCCCGGCAACGUGGCGACUGUCCUCCUCCAGACCGCCCUCCCUGUGGUUUCUUACACGACACUCCUGAUCGGCGUGCCGGGAUCCUUCACCGGCACGCAGACGUCCACGCUGCCCUUGGUCGGAAGCGGCGGCGUGGCUACGGUCGUGCUCCAGACGGCUCUGCCAUCCUCCACCAGCUUGUCCUCGACCUCGUCCGUCAUCGUCAUCAACACCUCGUACGUGACUAUCAUAACCGGAAUCUUUGGCGGGUUCUCCGGCACGCAGACGACGACGCUGCCGCCCGACGCCAGCAACCCGGGGCUCGUCACCGUGGUGCUCCAGACGGCCAUCCCCAGCCCCGGCACAACGCUGUACACGACGAUCCUUACCGGCGUGACCGGCGUGACCUUUGCCGGCACGAGGGUGACAACCCUGCCCGUCACCGGAACCAUUGGCACCGUCCUUCUGGAGACGGCCAUCCCCGAUAUUGUGCCGGUCACCUCGUACAUCACUAUUCCCACCGGUGUUCUCGGCGAGACGUUCCUCGGCACCCGGUUCUCGACUCUGCCAGUUACGGGGACUAUUGGAACCGUAUUGCAGCAGACUGCGAUCCCGGAUCCAGUCACUUCAUAUAUCACCAUCCCAACCGGUGUUCUCGGGGCCACGUUCAUCGGGACCCGGCUCACCACGCUUCCGGUCACAGGAACCAUUGGUACGGUAUUGCAAGAAACAGCCAUCCCCGACCCAGUCACCUCAUAUAUCACCAUUCCCACCGGUAUUCUCGGCGAGACGUUCCUCGGCACUCGGUUCUCAACCCUGCCGGUUACUGGCACCAUCGGUACCGUGUUGCAACAGACUGCGAUCCCGGAUCCAGUCACCUCAUACGUCACCAUUCCCACCGGUAUUCUCGGCGAGACGUUCCUCGGCACUCGGUUCUCAACCCUGCCAGUUACCGGCACCAUCGGUACUGUGUUGCAGCAAACCGCCAUUCCGGACCCAGUCACUUCAUAUGUCACCAUUCCCACCGGUGUCCUUGGUGAGACAUUCCUCGGCACCCGGUUCUCGACUCUGCCGGUCACGGGUACUAUUGGAACCGUUCUCCAGCAAACUGCCAUCCCCAACCCGGUCACCUCGUACACGACCGUCUUCAGCGGCAUCACGGGUCUCACCGGACCUCUCACCUCGACCCUCCCGGCCACCGGCACCCUCGCGACGGUGGUCAUCCAGACGGCCCUGCCCGUCGUCCCCGUCACCUCGUACACGACGAUCUUCACCGGAAUCCAGGGCAACUUUGCCGGCCUGCAGACGACAACUCUGCCCGUCUCCGGCACGCUCGGCACCGUCCUCGUCCAGUCGGCUCUGCCUUUCGUCACCUCCUACACCACAGUCUUUAGCGGCGUCACUGGUCUCGCCGGUCCGCUCACCUCCACCCUCCCGGCGACGGGCACUCUCGCAACCGUCGUCGUCCAGACCGCGUUGCCCGUCGUCACUUCGUACACCACCGUCUUCAGCGGCGUCGUCGGCCUUGUCGGUGCUCCGCUCACCUCCACGCUGCCGGCCACGGGAGAUCUGGCCACGGUUGUCAUCCAGACUGCCCUGCCUGUGGUCACAUCAUACACCACAGUCUUCAGCGGCGUCAUUGGUCUCCCUGGCGCUCCGCUCACAUCCACUCUUCCGGCAACUGGCAGCAUUGCUACCGUCGUCAUCCAGACGGCCUUACCCGUGGUCACCUCCUAUACCACCAUCUUCAGCGGCGUCACUGGUCUUGCAGGCCCGCUCACUUCCACGUUGCCGGCAACAGGAGAUCUGGCAACGGUUGUCAUCCAGACUGCCCUACCCGUGGUCACCUCGUUCACAACUGUCUUCAGCGGUGUCACGGGUCUGGUUGGAGCACCGCUCACGUCCACCCUUCCAGCAACUGGAAACCUGGCGACUGUGGUUAUCCAGACGGCCCUUCCUGUGGCCACUUCAUUUACCACCAUCUUCAGCGGCGUCGCAGGUCUUACUGGUGCUCCUAUCACAUCGACUCUCCCCGCAACUGGAAACCUGGCAACCGUCGUCAUUCAAACUGGUCUGCCUAUCGUCACCUCUUACACAACGGUUUUCAGCGGCGUUACUGGUCUUGUUGGAGCUCCGCUUACAUCAACCCUUCCGGCAACUGGAGAUCUUGCUACUGUUGUUAUCCAGACCGCGUUGCCCGUGGUUACCUCGUUUACAACGGUCUUCAGCGGCGUCACGGGUCUCGUCGGAGCUCCGCUCACGUCCACCCUCCCGGCAACCGGAAACUUGGCGACAGUUGUUAUUCAAACUGCCCUGCCCGUUGUUACAUCUUACACAACGGUUUUCAGUGGUAUCACUGGUCUCGUCGGCGCUCCACUCACGUCAACACUUCCAGCAACUGGAAACCUGGCAACAGUUGUUAUCCAAACUGCCUUGCCUGUUGUCACCUCCUACACGACGGUUUUCAGCGGCGUUACUGGCCUUGUUGGAGCCCCGCUUACAUCGACCCUCCCGGCAACGGGAGAUCUCGCAACCGUGGUUAUCCAGACUGCUCUGCCCAUCGUCACGUCAUACACGACGGUCUUCAGCGGUGUUGUCGGCCUCACUGGCGUCCCCAUCACGUCAACACUGCCGGCAACCGGAAACCUAGCAACUGUUCUUAUCCAGACUGCUUUGCCUGUCGUCACCUCGUACACAACGCUGUUCAGCGGCGUGACUGGCCUCAGCGGCCUCGUCACGAGCACUCUGCCGGCGACCGGCAGCAUCGCGACUGUCGUUAUUCAGACCGGGCUGCCCAUUGCCACGUCAUACACGACGAUUUUCAGCGGCAUUACUGGCCUUGCCGGGCCGGUCACAAGCACACUGCCAGGAAGCGGCGGCUUUGGAACAGUUCUUAUUCAAACUGCCUUGCCUGUUGUUACAUCCUAUACCACUGUUUUCAGCGGCGUCACUGGCCUUGUUGGUGCUCCAAUCACUUCCACACUGCCGGCGACGGGAGACCUGGCGACUGUUGUUAUACAAACGGCUUUGCCCGUGGUCACAUCAUACACCACAGUUUUCAGCGGCAUCACUGGCCUUGCCGGGCCAGUCACAAGCACGCUGCCAGGAAGUGGCGGUUUUGGGACGGUUGUUAUUCAGACUGCCUUGCCAGUGGUCACCUCCUACACCACUGUUUUCAGUGGCAUCACUGGUCUUGUUGGUGCUCCGCUCACUUCCACGUUGCCAGCAACAGGAAAUCUGGCGACUGUUGUCAUCCAGACUGCCUUACCUGUUGUCACCUCCUACACGACGGUUUUCAGCGGCGUUACUGGCCUUGCUGGGCCCCUUACCUCCACCCUUCCAGCGUCUGGAAACCUGGCAACCGUUGUUAUACAAACAGCUUUGCCUGUGGUUACAUCUUAUACCACAGUCUUCAGCGGUGUCACCGGCCUUGCCGGCCCGCUUACGUCUACCCUUCCAGCAUCCGGAAACCUGGCGACUGUUGUCAUCCAGACGGCAUUGCCUGUGGUUACUUCAUACACUACUGUUUUCAGUGGUGUCACCGGCCUUGCCGGCCCGCUUACGUCCACCCUUCCAGCAUCCGGAAACCUGGCAACCGUCGUUAUUCAAACUGCCUUACCUGUUGUCACCUCUUACACGACGGUUUUCAGCGGCGUUACUGGCCUUGUUGCCCCCCUUACAUCUACCCUCCCGGCAUCUGGAAAUCUGGCGACUGUCGUUAUACAAACGGCCUUGCCUGUGGUCACUUCCUAUACCACAGUUUUCAGUGGUGUCACUGGGCUUGCCGGUCCCAUCACGUCUACGUUGCCAGGAAUCGGCGGUUUCGGGACGGUCGUUAUCCAGACUGCCCUGCCUGUCAUCACAUCAUACACAACGGUCUUCAGCGGUGUCACCGGUCUUGCCGGCCCGCUUACGACUACCCUUCCAGCAUCCGGAAACCUGGCGACUGUUGUCAUCCAGACGGCAUUGCCUGUGGUUACUUCAUACACUACUGUUUUCAGUGGUGUCACUGGUCUUGCCGGCCCCGUCACAUCCACGUUGCCAGGAGUCGGCGGUUUCGGGACGGUCGUUAUUCAGACUGCCCUGCCCGUCGUCACUUCAUACGUCACGGUCUUCAGUGGGAUCACCGGUCUUGCAGGCCCCGUCACAAGCACGCUGCCCGGCUCCGGAAACCUUGCCACUGUUCUUAUCCAGACUGCCCUCCCGGUUGUUACGUCGUAUGUUACAGUCUUCAGCGGUGUCACUGGGCUCGUAGCCCCGGUGACAAGCACGUUGCCUGGAGGCGGCAGCGUUGUCACCGUCGUCAUCCAGACGGCGCUCCCAGUUGCCACCUCCUUCACCACCGUCUUCAGUGGAGUGACCGGGCUUGUUGGCCCAGUGACUUCCACGUUGCCCGCAACUGGAAACGUUGCUACCGUGGUCAUCCAGACCGCCCUGCCGGUUGUCACCUCCUACACCACAGUCUUCAGCGGUGUUGUUGGGCUUGCCGGACCUCUCACGUCGACUCUGCCAGCAAGCGGGAACCUGGCCACCGUUCUCAUCCAGACUGCUCUGCCAGUUGUUACCUCUUACACUACGGUGUUCAGUGGUGUUCCUGGACUUGCGGGACCUGUCACAUCGACGUUGCCCGGAGUCGGCAGCCUUGGAACUGUGGUCAUCCAGACAGCCCUCCCGAUUGUCACCUCGUACACCACGGUCUUCAGCGGCGUGGUUGGACUUACAGGUCCGCUCACUUCCACGCUGCCUGGAGCUGGCAGCGUUGCCACCGUCGUCAUCCAGACGGCUCUCCCUGUUGUUACAUCGUAUACCACAAUCUUCAGCGGCGUGGUUGGACUUACCGGUCCUAUCACUUCCACUGUGCCUGGAGUUGGCAGCAUCGCAACCGUCGUCAUCCAGACCGCCCUGCCCGCUCUGCCAGUCACAUCGUACGUCACUCAGGUUACGGGCGUGCCGGGAACAUUCGCCGGCACGUCGACGAUCACGCCGCCGUUCAUCGGAACGCUGGGCACUGUCCUCUUGCAGACGGCGAUCCCUCCCGCCACGACCGGAUACACAACGGUGGUCUCCGGUGUCAGCGGCAGCUUCACUGGCACUCGGACGACGACACUGCCGGUCUCGGGUACGCUCGGAACGGUCGUGUUACAGACGGCCAUCCCGCCGGCCGUCACCACGGGAUUCACCACCGUCACCAGCGGCAUCCCCGGCACGUUCACCGGCACAUCGACGACCACUCUGCCCAUCACCGGCACGCUGGGCACCGUCGUUCUCCAGACGGCGGUCCCGCCGGUCGUCACCACGGGCUUCACCACCGUCACCAGCGGCGUCCCUGGCACGUUCACCGGCACAUCGACGACUACUCUGCCGGUCUCGGGCACGCUCGGAACGGUCGUGUUACAGACGGCCAUCCCGCCGGCCGUCACCACGGGAUUCACCACCGUCACCAGCGGCAUCCCCGGCACGUUCACCGGCACGUCGACGAUUACUCUGCCCAUCACCGGCACGUUGGGCACCGUCGUUCUCCAGACGGCGGUCCCGCCGGCCACCUCGUACACGACCAUCUUCACGAGCGUUUUCGGCACCUUCACCGGCACCCAGACGUCGACUCUCCCCGUCUCCGGCACCAUCGGCACCGUUUUGGUGCAGACGGCGAUUCCCGUCUCGUACACGACGCUCAUCACCGGCGUUUCGGGCGCGUUCACCGGUACGCAGACAUCAACGAUCUCGGCCGUCGGAGGCCUUGGAACGGUCAUUCUUCAAACUGCCAUCCCGACGGGAUUCACGACCGUCACCAGCGGCGUCACCGGAUCCUUCACGGGCACCCGGACGACGACGCUACCGGUUACCGGUGGCGGCCUGGGCACUGUCGUUCUCCAGACGGCGAUCCCCAGCAUAUCGUACGUGACCGUUACCUCGGGUGUGACAGGAACUUUCACCGGUACCUCAACAACUACCCUUUCUGCCGUCGGAAACGUCGGCACCGUCGUCCUCCAGACGGCUCUCCCAAGCCUCGUCUACGUCACCGUCACCUCGGGCGUCACGGGCACCUUCACCGGAAUCUCGACGACAACGCUCUCCGGCACCGGGGUCACGAGGACGGUCGUCGCGCAGACGGCCCUGCCGACGAGCACAUCGUACACGACGGUCCUCACGGGCGUCACGGGGACCUUCACCGGGACGCGGACCAUCACGACGGGCAACACGGUGUUGCAGCAGACGGCCAUCCGCUCGGCAUCCCUCGUGCCCACCUCGCCGUCCGGCUGUAUUCCGUCACCGACGGCCACGGCGUCACCGGCCUGCGCCACAAGCGUCACGCUGCCGCCCCAGUGUACGGGGCUCGUCGGGUACAGAUGGGUCAGCCUCGUCCCGGGCCUGGCCGCGGUGCAGGAGAAGGUCACCUACACGCCAGCCGAGAUCCAGGCUUGCCGAGGGGCCCUCGGGACGAGCGCCAACCUCCCCGGCGUCGAGGCCUGUCUCACGCCGGACCUCCUCACGGCGCUGGUCGGCAGUCUCCUCGGCUUCAACCACGCCCAGUGCCUGCAGCAAAGGCUGGCCUCGACGUGUAUCCCGAGAUUGCCCACCGUCUGCGCCAACCUCGCGGCCGACGUGGCCAACACGGCGGUCCAGGCCAACGCCAACCUCUGCAUCAGGACCCUCGGCGUCUUCAACCAGACCACCGGCGUCACCAACUGCGCCUCUAGCCAGAGAGUCGCCCUCGGUAGCUUGUCUGUUCUCCAGUGUAUCGAGGGCGCCCUCCGCCUCCCCCUCGGCCAGACGCUCGCCUCGGCCGGCCGCCUCAUCUGUCCCGGCGGCGCGACGGGGCUCACCUGUCCUCAAGCUCCUGUGGCCUGCGGCAAUCUGCUGGAUAUCACGCUUUCCCCGAGCCAGCUCCAGGUCAACCUAGACGCCUGCCGAGUCGCCCAGACGGUCAACGCCCUCGGCACAACGGUAUCAGAUCUCACGAAGUUCCUCACUUGUACCCUCACCGAUCUCGCCGGCACGUUGAGCGCCCUACUUGGAGGAUCGACGGACAGUUACACUACCUGCAUCCAGAAGCAGUGUCUCACGGGUCCUCCGACGGCCUGUAUCAACCUCGGGGCCGACGUGAACAACGGCGCAUUGGUCACGGUCGAUGCCCCCAACCUGGUGCAGUGUCUCCUGAACCUUGGCCCCUUGUUGACGCAGCCCAUCGCCACCGAGUGCUUGCAGGCCGGCUUGACCAACUCCGCCGUCUCCGCUUGCCUGAACCUCCGCAUCUUCGGCCUCGCCACGGUCAACGCCAACGUCGGCGGCGGCUAAAAGAUUCUCUUCCAGACUGCUUCAACCACGGCUUUCCCCAGCCACCCCAUUUUUCUCUUUUGUCUUGGACUCUUCCUUUUCCUAUGUUAUUGUACGGCGUUGAGGGGAAACUGAAAUUGCUUGGAUACGGAUAAUACCCUCAACCUUAGCCACUCAUUGUACGGAGACCCCUCGCGAGUUUCUCUUGCGCAAGUCGCAAUGCGGGACGUUUCUCCCCUACGGAUAAUCAUGUAAUAUAUAAUAUCAAUACCACCUUCAUUU